Molecule: messenger RNA, 650 nt
Organism: Manacus vitellinus (golden-collared manakin)
Lineage: Eukaryota; Metazoa; Chordata; Aves; Passeriformes; Pipridae
Gene: SMIM32
Product: small integral membrane protein 32
Exons: 1
Coding region: 250-570 (106 amino acids)
Source: RefSeq, a predicted model, not a curated record
ACCAGGGCCAGGACACGAGGUACCUGUAUGAUUUUUGAUUCGUAUUUGUGGAUGAAUGCUGUAAAUAUGAGCCAAGAAGAUUUCAAAGAAAGCCACCGAGGCGUGCAAGUGAAUUAAUUUGCUUUUAGACAACAUGUGGCCGGUUUGCAGCCUUUUGCAAGCAGGACCAUUAUUUCUUUCCCAUGCCAAAGGCUGACUGCGUUUGCCCUCCUGCUUUACUCCUGCCGUGGAGGAAAUUUAAGCAAGAACAUGUAUAGUGAAUUGCUAAAUUCAACCAGUGCCACUGAAGCUCAUCUAAUCAUUCAGACCAACACCCCCUACCUGGGCAGCACCCCGAGACCCGUGAGCUCCUCUGCUCUUUACAUGUCGACAGCCAGGGCGUUGAAAGAAGGGGAAAUAAAUAAGCCAGACCUGGUGACUUACAUCAUUCUGUUUUUCUUUCUGCUCUUGACCGUGACAUUCAUUGUGCUCUUCAUCAACUGCCAGCUGAAAAAUUCUUUCUUUGCCACUCUUCCUUACGACAGAUCGCUGAGGGAAGCGAGGAGCCCGUGGAGGACACAAGCUGUCUGACACCUCCCCGCCCGGCAGGAGCGGGCACCGCGCUCCCUGUGACACGAGGAGUCAGUGCCAUGUGCCAGCGAAGGGAUGUG